Molecule: messenger RNA, 399 nt
Organism: Onthophagus taurus
Lineage: Eukaryota; Metazoa; Arthropoda; Insecta; Coleoptera; Scarabaeidae
Source: RefSeq, a predicted model, not a curated record
AUGACCGACCCAUUACCUGACGUUGUUGACGUUCAACACGAUGGAGAUACUGUUGGAUCAUCCAGUUCCCGUAAUGAUGAACAAGAUGUUCUUCUUCCAAGCGCCACAAUAAUAGCUACGCAAGCUUUUGUACGAAUAUCCAUAUUUGAAAGGGAAAAACCGGCAAGCACUGCUGAGAAAUUCAAGGAAGCGGCAGCUGAAGGAGCAGCAAGUAACGCCACAACAUCUGUACCACCUAUAACAGAAGAAUCUGAUGAAGAAGUGGAUGAUACCGACGUUGAGGAUAAGGACAUUGAGCUGGUAAUGACGCAGGCGAAUGUCAGUUGUCCAAAGGCUGUUAAAGCGCUGAAGAAUAACCAAAAUGAUAUAGUCAAUGCCAUCAUGGAACUGACAAUGUGA